AUAUCGAGUGCCGAGGCGACUGGAAACUGGCAUACCCGAGUUCGGCGACAUGAAAAGGAAAAGGAGAAGGAUGAGAAGACAGACAGAAGAGAGGGAAAGGAGCGGCCGGGGAGAGCCGCGGCGCGGCGCAGGGCCUCUGUUCCGCUCGGCUGGUGGCCUCAGAGAGAGGGUGCCGGUAAAACCUCGGCACGGACCCGCCGAUCCGCAGUCGAAGAUACGCCUCGGUCGCACCAUGGCGGCUCCGCGCUGGUUCACGUAUCUCUGCUCCAUCUGCCUCCUGGCCGGAGUCUGUUUGGCCAGUGACGACAAAACAGACAACGCGCAGCUCCUGACACAAGCAAACGACGCAUCCGAAGCAUCGGAUGGAGGCUCUAAGGCGGAGCGAAGCGUCAUUUACCGUGACGACUACACGCCUUACAAGCACGAUGACUACCGGGACUACAACUCUCCGUUUCCUUUCGAGAUGCGACCUCCGUUCGCCUCGGCGCCAUCCGGUCGCAGUCGCCACCCGAACGAGAUCUUCGAGCAUCCCAAGUACCGACCGGCGGCUCAGUACGUGCCGUACCCGAGGCCGAGGUACCCGUACCACGGGUACGACGGUCCGCGGCCGGAGCCGUACUCGCCGCCCGUGUACGUACCGCGGGGUCACGCCCGACCGGAGCCGGUGCCGCACGCCGACCCGUUCCUGGAGGUCCACCAGCGCGUGAACGCUCAGUUUGAGCCGGAGCACGCGCCUCCGCCGCCGCCGGCCGCCCACUACCCGCCGCCCCCGCCCGAGGUGUACCUGAGGCCGCUGCCGGCCGUGUACCACGCGCCGCCCCCGCCCCCGCCGCCGGCGUACCACGAGCCGCGCCCGUACGCACACAGGUUCCCCUACUCUGAGGACGAGCCAAAAGAGCACUCCUCGUCCCGGCAGCCUAAGUCGCUGAACCCGGCACCGUUCAUCGCAGCGAUCGCCAACGCUUAUCAAGAGAACGAGAAGAACUUCGGGGUGAACCGUCAGGGAAAGCUGGAGCACCCAGUGGGUCACCCGCGGCCGGUCCAUCUGCGACCGGAGCACCCGCGUCCGGAGCACGCUGGGUUCCGGGAGCACCCGCUGUUUGAGCGCGUGCGGCCCACGCUGCGGUACGCGCCGCCCCAGCUGCCGGGGCCGCUCUACUCACUGGCCACGGCCGGUUCUGAGCUGACGGCUUCGACAGUGCAGCCUGACGGCAUGGCGGCGGACAGUGGGGAGAUGGGACAGGAGGCGUGAGCACAACGGCGACAGAAGAGAACAAUUUUGAACAGUGGGAAAGACUGGUUGAAAGGCGUGAGCAUGAGGGGCAAGAGCUUGAGAGCAGAAGGAGUGGCAGUACAUAUAUGUACAUAGACGGUUGGCAAAUUUGGACGGCAGAAGGGACCGUACUGUGAACAUAGAACUAUUUCAACACCUCAGUGAUCAUCAAAAAAUGUUUCGAAAGCGUAUUUAAUUGUUACAUCAAAAAGUUAUAUUUAUACCAGCACACAUCUGCGCAAACGGCAGUUUGUCCCACGCGUAGAGACCGUUCGUGUUUCACGUCUCUCAGUGACGAGUUUUCCGCUGUGCGGCAGUAACAAACUAUUAUGUGUGUGUGUGUCAUGUCAUCUCGCGGAGAGCCGAACAGCCGCCAUCUGUCGCGAUCCGUGGCCGUCUGCUCCCGUCGCCGGUGUGGGGGUGAAAGCCGUCUUUGCACCGUCUCCACCGUCUGUGGUCAGCCAGCCGUGUGAUUCCAGUUAUCUCAUGGCGGCGCCACCGAGAGAGGUCUCACCGAGGAACAGUCGAAACAUCCGUGCGACUGCAUCCGUAAGUGGGGCUUUGCCUGUGGACGCUAUGCCAAUAAAUAAACAAAUAAACAAUUAACAAUCCGGUCAAUAACACAAACCGAACGGAAUCCCACCGUUUAAAUGAUUUAAAAACGUUACCAGUUCAAUUGCAGCGACGCUGGGCACGCCUUGUUGCCAUGUUAUUUGUAUGAAUGUAAUAUAUGUGCAUUGUGCGUUGUACUGUACAUAUAUGCUGAAUCAUGUACCGAGAUACACUAUAUCAUUGCUCAAUAAAACGCCUUCUAAACAA
Molecule: messenger RNA, 2092 nt
Organism: Amphibalanus amphitrite
Lineage: Eukaryota; Metazoa; Arthropoda; Thecostraca; Balanomorpha; Balanidae
Product: early nodulin-75-like
Exons: 4
Coding region: 50-1252 (400 amino acids)
Source: RefSeq, a predicted model, not a curated record